AGUGAUUCAGCAAAAUCGGUUAGGUAAUCUUAAUCAAGAGUGUUUCGUUCUAAGAGUUUUAAGUGUUUUCGUUUUACGCGCGUUUAAUUAAGAAUCCUUUAGCUCCAAUCAGUUUACAUAUAUACAAAACUGACAUCGCUUUCAGUUAUUGCUAAACGAUGAUUGGACACAUCGAACGUAUGGAUGUUUUAAUUGGGAAAGCAACAUGUCGCGAUUUGCUUGAUUAGAUUAGGGAAGAUUUUCGUAUACAUAUUUCUUUCACUUUUGGGUUACCCUUACUGUAUUUUCAACAAUUUACAACAGUUCUUAAGUAUAUAUUUCACAUCAUAAUGUAUCAAUAAUGAAGCAAAUUUACUACAAACAUAUUGCAAAGGAACUUGACAGAAAAGUGUACAUAACCCUCUGACAAUGAAAUGUCCCACUUCUGGAACUAAAUACAUCUUUUUUAUCGAGAAAAAGACACUACAGAAACACGAUUAAAUAAAUAUUAACCGAGUGGUUUACUGUUUUGAUCAAUAUGGGAUUAUUAUUUGCAAAGUUGUGGAGUCUCUUUGGCAAUGAAGAACAUAAAAUAGUUAUGGUAGGGUUAGAUAAUGCUGGUAAAACUACUAUAUUAUACCAGUUCCUAAUGAAUGAAGUUGUUCACACAUCACCAACUAUUGGAUCCAAUGUUGAAGAAGUUGUUUGGAAAAAUAUUCAUUUCAUAAUGUGGGAUUUGGGUGGACAACAAAGCCUGAGAGCUGCAUGGUCCACAUAUUAUACUAAUACUGAGUUUAUUAUUAUGGUUAUAGAUAGUACAGAUAGGGAAAGACUUGGUGUAAUAAGAGAAGAAUUGUACUCAAUGCUAAAUCAUGAAGAAUUAAGCAAAGCCAAUGUCUUAGUUUAUGCUAAUAAACAAGACUUAAAAGGUAGCAUGACAGCUGCUGAAAUUUCUAGACAACUAGAUUUAACUUCCAUUAAGAAACAUCAGUGGCACAUACAAAGUUGUUGUGCACUUACUGGAGAAGGGCUUUAUCAAGGUCUUGAGUGGAUUGUUGGACGUUUAAAAAAGACAUGACGUACAUUAUGAGGAUUGAUUUUAAAUAUAAUAAGAUAUCUAAACUGUAAAGUAUAUGUUCAAUGUAAGUUACUGUGCCACUCUACGAUUGUACAAAUGAUAUAAGAAUGAAUGAUCUUUUUUCAAAUGGUACAUUAGCUUCAUGCAUAACUUAAAGUGUAACUGCAUAUAUUAAUUAACAUUAUUGCUGCAGACACUUAAUAUAUCAAGUGGUGGACGGGUAAAUUUUGUCUCAUCUAUUAAUGUGAUAUAAGAUAUAAUGAUAAAUGAUUACGAUAUAAAACUAAAAUAAUGUUUUAACUAUUCUCUGUGUAAAAUAUAUUUAAAACAUUAUGUUAUAAGAAAAUGGAAAAAUUUAGAAUAUUCAGAGUCUUUUAUAGAAAAUAUUGUUGCAUUAAAAGAAGUAUCUAUAGCAAAAAUUUUUUUAUCUGUGUAUAAGAAAAUAUAUAUAUUAUGAACACUUUACAACAGGACUGCCAAAUUUAAUGUAUGGUCUAUGAGAACAUUCGAUUAUUUAUAGCUAUAAAUGCUAUAUUAAAAUUGCAGUCUGAAAGCUAUAAAAUUUUAUUUUUGAUUCAAUAACAAAUGUAGUGAAAAUAUUGCAUGCGUAUUUGAAGGAUAAAGAAUUUAAUCUUGAUCCCGUCCACCUUUGUUUAUAUAACAAUAAAGAUAGACGAGGUAUUUUUAUUUGUUCUAUUGAGUUAAUGCGCAGAUAAAAAUUAUUUAGCUGUGCAGUUUUCAAAAAUAUAUCUAUGUACAUAGUUUUUUAUACUUCACAUUAAUAGUAAACACUUGUAAAAAGUCAACUUCAAUUUAGCACCAAUUAAACCACAUAUUUUUCAACGUUCUGUACAAGAAUUUAAAUAUUUCUUAAUACUUGAUACUGCAAACAUCUUUAAGAAUUUCAAGGCAAGUUAUUCAACCAAUCUAACCAAACAUUUAGAAGCAGAAAACUGCUCUGUGAUACGAGUAUUCAACAGUGAGAUGGUUGUUUAUUGGGAAUAUUUAAUUCCAUUUGUAUGCAAAAUAUUACAAAGAUGUGUUUUAUAUAUAAAACUCAUUCGAUUGUAAAAAUAUAUCUAUUGUAUUCUUCAAUAUAUAUAUUAUGAAUUAUUUUAAGCAUUACUAAUCUCUAAUUAUCCGAUUAACAGCUGUCUCAUUUAUUUUAUUUACUUCAUGAUUAUAGUAAUUAAUUUUUGUAUAGCUAAAAAUACUCUAGUAUUUGACAAUUAUUAAAAUUUAGAAGACACACGUUAGUAACAUAUGAGAAAAGCGAUUGUAGAAAUUGUUAACAUCAUCGUAUGAAAGACAAAUGCCGUCUAAAACAAGAGUGAGAUCAUACAUUUAACAUUUCAUAAGAAUAAAUAGCAGUUUUCUCAUAUUGAGAAAAGAAGCAAUUAAUUGUCUUAAUUAUGACAUAUUACUACAAAUACACAAUAUUAUAAUAUAUACUGUCGUUAACAAAGCUUUCAUUAUAUAGAAAUUUUGAAAUACAGUACAAGCUACAGGUUGUUUAAUUUCAUUACUAUAUAAGUCAUGUGAAUCUAAUACAUGUGUCUGCAUUUAAGCUUCUUAUAUGAUUAGAUAUUAAUCAAACAAUUUCAAAAAUUAACAAGUUUAAAAAUGUUUGUUUUAAAUUGGUUAUUUUUAAUUGAUUAGCAUAGCAAGCACGAAAUGUUCAUGUAUAAGAUUGUUAAUUAACAUAAGGACUGAGAGUAAUGUAAAAUAAAUUUAUCAAACUUUCUUUUAUGAGAUGUCAAAAAAGAACUAUGUACUGUAAUAUACAAUUUCCUAUCCUGUUUAUCCGAUUUUAUUAAUUAAAAUUACGGUAUAAUACAAUGAGAUUAUAAAACAAAUUAUGUACAUGCUAUAUUAGUUCGAAUAAAUGAGCAGUAACUUUUCUACA
Molecule: messenger RNA, 2963 nt
Organism: Bombus pascuorum
Lineage: Eukaryota; Metazoa; Arthropoda; Insecta; Hymenoptera; Apidae
Gene: Arl5
Product: ADP-ribosylation factor-like protein 5B
Exons: 3
Coding region: 518-1057 (179 amino acids)
Biological process (GO): protein localization to Golgi membrane; vesicle-mediated transport; intracellular protein transport
Cellular component (GO): cytoplasm; trans-Golgi network
Molecular function (GO): GTPase activity; GTP binding
Source: RefSeq, a predicted model, not a curated record